AUGGCAACUUCAAUUCCUCAUUUCGCUUUCGACGGUCAAGUGCGCCUCCCGUCGUCAGCUCUGCUCUCCGUCGCCUGCACCUGCGUUCGCAGCCUGCACUCCCACUACGAAACUCGGCGACGUGACUUCGAGGCCGCAAACAACGAGGACGGAGAUGUCGAUGCUGUCGAGUCUCUAGGAGAUGUCGAACAUACCGUGCGAGAGAUUGACCCGGCUUAUUGGCAAGAGUUACUCUCCACAAGAUUCAAAUCCAGCGAGAUACCAGCCCAGCGCGUCGUCAGCGAGCAACAACGCAUCUCCAACUUGCUAGCAAUCGGAAGAGUGCCCAAAGCAGAAUUCGUUAUCGCGGAGGCAGUUCAGAGGCACCGAGAGACGCGAGAUGGGAAGGUAGACAAAGAUGCGGUGGAAAAGGAGGACGUACUGCUAGACUUUUUGGUAUUUUUGGCGGGGAAGCGUGAAAGGGCUGCGCUGUUCUCUGUGGCUGCAUAG
Stereum hirsutum FP-91666 SS1 is the source of this 489-nucleotide messenger RNA. RefSeq lists its product as uncharacterized. NCBI's taxonomy places the organism in Eukaryota, Fungi, Basidiomycota, Agaricomycetes, Russulales, Stereaceae. The transcript is spliced from 2 exons. The coding region runs from base 1 to 489 and encodes 162 amino acids. The record is from RefSeq and is a predicted model, not a curated record.